UUACAGAUGGAGCAGUGAGUGGUGUGGUGCACAGACAGGGUUGAGUAUCUAAUGCCGGUGUAUUUAUCAGCGCCAUUCACACUUCUUUUGAUUUGUUUUUUGGAUUAUCGUUGGUUCAGCAUCAUCCUUCCAACAACUAGGCCUAACCUUGUACAUCCUGACUGAAGGUAAACACAGGGUUCGUACGGUCAUGGAAAACCUGGAAAAGUCAUGAAUUUUUUAAACGGUCAUUUCCAGGCCUGGAAAAGUCAUGGAAAAAACUUAAAUCAUCAAAGUUUCGGAAAAGUCAUGGGAAUUUGUUAUAAUCACGUGUUCAUUUAGGCCGAGUUUGAAAUAAUUAAUGUGAUUUUUAAAGAAAGACGCUCAAAAUAUAAGCCGGCGUAUGCAAUCAAUACGCAAAAUUUUCACAAUUGUUCAGGUUUAUACCGAGAUUUCAGUUUGGUCAUGGAAAUUUGGUGAAAAGUCCUGGAAAUCCAUUGGUCAAAAUGCGUAAUAACCCUGUAAACAACAUAACCCGCCACUUUGCUGUCUGCCUGAGGUUAGAGAAGUGAGCUUUUGAGUCCCUGGAAUGGCUAGACGGAUCUAUAUCGAUGCGAGUCAAUGGCGUAGAAAAGCUCCUUAAGCUACGAGCUAAUGGUCCCAGUUAUUCAGACUCAGACAGCAGAAGACGGAGGCUGCACUCUGCAACAUUCCUAUAUAUGCCUGUUUAUUAACCGUGUGAGACGGAGCAUUUGCUGGGCAACAUUAUGCUUCCUCAUCAAAUUGUUCCAGGCUCAGGUGGCAUUCCUACAGGGCGAGAGGAAAGGGCAGGAGAAUAUGAAACAGGACCUGGUGAGGCGGAUCAAGAUGCUGGAGUACGCCCUCAAACAAGAGCGGACUAAGCACCAGAAGCUGAAGGCGGGCACCGACCCGAGUCCCGGAGACAAGAAACCAGAGACAGAAGCCGACCAACUUCCCAAUGGGCCGGCUGAGUCGGACUCUGAGCCAGCCAAUCAGAUGUCCUGGAAAGAGGGCCGUCAGCUACUACGCAAAUAUCUUGAAGAAGUGGGUUAUUCAGACACCAUCCUGGACAUGCGAUCCAAGCGCGUGCGCUCGCUGCUCGGGCGGAGCAGCCCGGAGGCCAACGGGCCUCCGCCCAGCGAAAUCAUCCCCGAGCCCGAGCCCCGGGGGGGCGGAGAGUCGAUGCUGGUCCGACAGAUCGAGGAACAAAUCAAGAGGAACGCGGGCCAGGAGAGCUCCAAAGAACGUCUGGGCGGCUCGGUGCUCGACAAGAUCCCCUUCCUGCACGGCUGCGAGGACGACGACGAAGACGACAGCGACGAGGAGGACGACUUCCAGGGCAUGGCCACGGACUGCGUCGACUCCCCGCGGAAGAACAAGAAGUCUCGCGUAAAGAUGGCCUCGGAGCCCAUGACCACGGACCUGGACCCGGAGGACGACGACGACGAGGACGAGGAGGAGGAGGAGGAGGAGGAGGAGGACGAAGACGACUCGGAGGACGCCCUCUGCGAAUUUGACUUCCUGGGCUCGGGGGAGGAGGGGGAGGGGGCGGGCGAGGCCCGGAUCUCGGGGGACGGACGGGAGUUAGAGAACCGCAGGAACAAGUUACAAGGCAUGAUGUCGGACUUCCCCCCGAAGCCCACCCCGCCCCCCUCCGCAUCGGGACAAGCUCGCCCCGGGGAAGGUGGCGCCCUGGGUUUCUCCUCUGACGUCUUCAUUAUGGACGCCGUCGGAGGAGGAGGAGACAUGAACCUGGGCGAACUGGCCGACCUCACCGUCGCCAAUGACAACGAUCUCUCCAUGGAUAUGCAAGACAACAGAGACGAGUUCAAGAAGACGUGGAACCCUCGCUUCACACUGCGCAGCCACUUUGACGCCAUCCGCGCGUUGACCUUUCACCCCAGCCAAGCGGUGCUGCUCACGGCCUCCGAGGACGGCACGCUGAAGCUGUGGAACCUCAACAAGGCCAUGCACUCUAAAAAGAACGCGGCGUUGGACGUGGAGCCCAUCUACACGUUCAGAGCACACAGUGGGGCGGUCCUCUCGCUGACCAUGGGCGUGGACGGAGAGUCCUGCUACAGCGGGGGUCUCGAUGGAACGGUCCGAUGUUGGAAGAUGCCGGACCUCAACGUGGAUCCUUACGAUAACUACGACCCCGGCAUCGAGAGCAGCGUGCUCGCCGGCCACGAGGACGGCGUGUGGGCCCUGGCGUACUCGGAGGUCCUCUAUCGCCUCGCCUCGUGCUCCGCCGACGGCACCGUUCGCAUCUGGGACCCUCAGAACUCGGCGCCCUGCCUGUCGGUCUUCAACAAGGAGAGAGAGCACGGAACGCCCACCUCGGUGGCCUUCGUGACUACGGACCCCAACCAGGUGGUCGUGUCCUUCGACGCCGGCGAGACGAUGCUCUACGACCUCAACACGGGGCAGAGCGUCACAUCCCUGGAGACGCAGACCAAUGACGGCAGCGAGCUCAUCAACCGCGUGGUCAGCCACCCGUCUGAGGCCGUCUCCAUCACGGCACACGAGAACCGAACCAUCCGCUUCCUCGACAACAAGACGGGUAAGGUUGUGCACUCAAUGGUGGCUCACCUGGACGCCGUCACCUGUCUCACUACGGACCCUAAAGGCACUUACCUCAUCUCUGGCAGCCACGACUGCUCGGUGCGCCUGUGGAUGCUGGACAACAGGACGUGCGUGCAGGAGAUCACGGCUCACAGGAAGAAGCACGACGAGGCCAUCCACGACGUGGCCUUCCACUCCUCGCAGCCCUUCAUCGCCAGCGCCGGCGCCGAUGCACUCGCCAAGAUCUUCGUCUGACCUGAGUCCUAUAAAAACCAGUGGACCAAAAGAGACUGAAGUGGACAACCGAUUACACACACACACACACACACACACACACACACACACACACACACUCACACAAACACUUGUCCUGCACCCCACUGGCUGGGUCAUCGCCACAGGACGCCUCCUCUCUUCCGCUCUCCUCCGAUGCCUCAGUGACUUCUUGUAAUACGACUCAUAACGCUCUUUUAUACAAACCCCCCCGCUGCUCCUUUUUUCUCAAAAUAAUCAUAUUUGGAAUAACACUUUUCUACACUACGAUAUUCCGUUCUGCUUUCCGACACUUAUCACAAACCCACAUGUGUGUGUUUUUGUGCGCUCGGACUGCCGUCGCACUAAAACCACCGCACGACUAAGAACCGUUAUCUUUCCCAGUGUCGGCAGAAAACACCUGACCAACCCCUGCACUGGGAAUCAAUGUAUUACAUUCCAAAGACUCUCUGUGUGUGUGUGUGUGUGGGACUGUGUGUGUGUGUGUGUGACCAUUGGACAGUUGCAAACCAGUGAUGAACAAAUAGCUUUAAUUUCCACUUUAUGGCCAAGUCUCAUUGUGUGUAUGAACAUUAUGACGUCCCCCAUGAAGAUGAAACGUCCCCCUGCUGCACCACAUGAAUGAUCGUGUCCCCACCACCACGGUCCAGUUCUACGAUGUGCAGUUUGGACCCCGUGGACCGACUCGCCCUCAUGACACAUUAACCAGCCGGCGGUAGAUAUCACGAGAGUGCAGUUAAAGUCGGUUGAGAAGCCUUUCGCUGUACAGAAGAGUGUGUGUCUUUGUGUGUGUGUGUGUGUGUGUGUGUUCGUAUACGCACCCGGUUACAUCACGGUGCUAUGACAGACCUGGUCAGUCAGAGUCCGAAUCAGGGAGCGGUUCCGUGUGCUCGUGUGGCGAAAGAGAGAGAGGCUGUGUUUCUCAAUCUGCUUUUUUUUUACAUUUUAUUUUUUAACGACGUUUUCAACGGUUAAUCUUUUCAAUGGUCACAUUUAUUUUUAUUUUUAUGUAACUAUCACCGUCUCUCGUUGGAGGCGUGGAUAGUGCCGCCGCUGAUCGUUUUUGGAAUGUACGGAGCUGGUGGUGAUUUAUUUUUUGGACGAGAGCUGUUCAGAUUGUCUUUUUUCUUUCUUUUUUCAUCUUCGGAGGUCGGUGUCAGUUUGCGGGCAGGGCUUAGUUCUGGCUUGUUGUUAUUUCUUCAGGCUUUCCCAAAAAAUUUUUUAAAAAAAGCUUGCCACGUGUGUGUGUGUGUGUGUUUCGGUGAGGUUCCCUCGCCUUGUUUUUUCCCCCGACGUGCAUCGGUUGCACGGUAGCACAUUACCCCCCGAGGGCGAAUGACGGUCUCCUCUUUCUGAAGAGGGCUGGAGGAAGAAGAAAAAAAAGGAAGAGAGUCCAUUUUCAAUCCAGACACUUUUUUUGGUGCCAUUUCAGAAAAGAGAAAAAAAAGAAAUGGAAGAAAUAAUUGAUUGGAGAUGUUCGGGUGUCGGUUGAAUGAAACACGACUCCGCGGCUAAUCUGUCUCGCCGAUCCCUUCCGGUUCUGCUAUUUUGAGCGUAACCCUGAGGACAUUUAUUUGGCUGAGGUGGGAACAAUUGUUCCCCUUUUUUUGGGACGCCUCGGGUCUAUCGUCAGUUUAUUUCCUGCGUCUAAACUGACCUGACUUUUUUAAUCGUGUCGUAUUACCUGGAGAAGCCCGAUUAAAAAAAAAAUCUGGUGUCAAAAUGGUUAGUUCAGGGGACCCUGGAGAGGGGGAGGUCAAAGGUCAGAUUUAAGGGUUCAAAGUAGCCUGGAUGUAAACACUUCUUUCUUCUCAUCACUGCGGACACUAAGCAUUCAUAGUUCAGAUUUUUAGUUUUUUUCCUUAAACAGGAUGGCGGACUGUUUCCGGACGCGACUACAUUAUUGUUACCGCUCGCUGGACAUAACAUCCUGUUAUCACACGAACUGCCAUUUGACUCCACUUUGCACUACAUUUAAUUGUGGAUGCUCGUGGCGAGGAGUGGUUGCCAACAGGGUGCAGAAAUAACAGCGUGCAUGUAUUUCUUAUACAAUCCGAAUUAAAUACUACGAGGUGGGGGAAAAACAAACCUGCUGUGGCUCGCAGCUAUUUGAUAGUGAGAGUGACCGAGGGCCUCUUUCUGAGAAUAAAGACAAAUCAGUGUGACACGUCGGGAAGAGAAAUCAAAACAGAGGUUGUAGGUGAGGACUCGUGCUGUAGAUGCCCAUCGGUUCCUCGUUUUUCUUGCAUUUCUUUUCUUUUGAUUAUGAUUAUUAAGAUGUAAGAAUACUGUAGUGUCACGGGUGGAUCUUUCUUCCUCGCUGGGCAUAGAACUUGCUUGUGAUUGAUAAUGGCAAUGUUUAACUUGUAAAAAAACAAAAGAGAAAGAAAACGGUAAAAAAAAAAACGUGAAAAAUGUCAAAGAAAAAAAAAAUCUGUUUCCAGUCGGAGGCCAAGGUAAAAAAAAAAGGACUCAUUUCUUUGUUUUUAUUUUUUUAUUCGCAAUUUAUCACUGUGUGAUAUUUUGUACAUCAUAUUACGCUGUAUUCCAACUAUUUCCUCUCACUACAAGGGAUAAGAGACCUGCUUUUUAUUCAUUUUGUUUUAUUAUAUAUUUUUGAACUGCAUUCUAGCUCGUAUCAAAGGACUUUUCUCUUUUUGUUUACGGGUCCCCUGUCGUAUGUCAUAAAGGAAGAAAAAAAUAAAAAUGACAAUUUUUGUACAGCGAA
Pseudoliparis swirei is the source of this 5563-nucleotide messenger RNA. It is a transcript of the gene strn4, whose product is annotated as striatin, calmodulin binding protein 4. The record is from RefSeq and is a predicted model, not a curated record. Gene Ontology annotation, molecular function: protein phosphatase 2A binding; protein-containing complex binding; armadillo repeat domain binding. Bases 634 to 2817 code for a protein of 727 amino acids. Gene Ontology annotation, cellular component: dendrite. NCBI's taxonomy places the organism in Eukaryota, Metazoa, Chordata, Actinopteri, Perciformes, Liparidae. The transcript has 18 exons.